Sphaeramia orbicularis (orbiculate cardinalfish) is the source of this 2389-nucleotide messenger RNA. RefSeq names its product farnesyl-diphosphate farnesyltransferase 1 (gene fdft1). NCBI's taxonomy places the organism in Eukaryota, Metazoa, Chordata, Actinopteri, Kurtiformes, Apogonidae. The record is from RefSeq and is a predicted model, not a curated record. Gene Ontology annotation, cellular component: endoplasmic reticulum membrane. The coding region runs from base 117 to 1487 and encodes 456 amino acids. Gene Ontology annotation, biological process: cholesterol biosynthetic process; farnesyl diphosphate metabolic process. The transcript has 7 exons. Gene Ontology annotation, molecular function: squalene synthase [NAD(P)H] activity.
CCUCGGCCGACCCCUCCGCUCUCUCGUCCUCUGCGUGUUCCAAACUUCUGCGCAAACUGCUGCGUAAAACAUGCGUCGCUUGGUUUUGUAGCGGGUCGUGUUGCAGAGUUUUUCGCAUGGCCGGAGCUUGCUGCAAGUGUCCAGUGUCUCUGUCCGUGUUUAAGCGUUCUCUGUCGGUGGCUCCGCGGGGCUCUGGGGCUCCUCGGUCCCUCCUUCCGGGCUGGAGGCGAGGGGAGCGGGGCCUGCAGGAGGCCGCCCGACCCUCCAGCGUCCUCAGACCCGCAGGCUUCUACCGACACACGACCUUCUUCUGUUUGUCCUGCCAGGAGUCCAUGAGUGAGAGUCUGCGGACCUGCUACUUGUACCUGAACCAAACCAGCCGCAGUUUUGCUGCUGUGAUCCAGGCUCUGGACGGGGAGCUGAGACAUGCAGUUUGUAUUUUCUACCUGGUGCUGCGAGCGCUUGACACAGUGGAAGAUGAUAUGAGUAUUCCUCUGGAUAAGAAGGUGCCCAUGCUGAACAACUUCCACACCUUCCUGUACCAGGAUGAGUGGUGUUUCACAGAGAGUCAGGAGAAAGACCGGCAGGUUUUGGAGGACUUCCCCACGAUAUCACUGGAAUUCAGAAACCUUGCUCAGGAGUACAGAGAGGUCAUUUCAGAUAUCUGCCACCGUAUGGGAGUGGGAAUGGCCGAAUUCCUGGAGAAGAAAGUGGGAUCCAUGAAAGAGUGGGACCAGUAUUGCCACUAUGUGGCAGGGCUGGUUGGCAUAGGACUGUCUCAGCUGUUCUCUGCGUCCCAGCUGGAGGACCCUGAGGUGGGGCAGGACACUGAGCUGGCCAACUCCAUGGGUCUGUUCCUGCAGAAGACCAACAUCAUCCGAGACUAUCUAGAGGACACACAGGAGGGACGUGCCUUCUGGCCACAAGAGGCGUGGAGCCAGUUUGCAGGUCAUUUGGAGGAUUUGGCUCAGCCUGAGAAGCUGGAGUCGGCCUUGUCCUGCCUCAACCUCCUGGUCACCGAUGCUCUGCGCCAUGUCCCAGAUGUCAUCACUUAUCUGUCCCGCCUCCGCAACCAGAGCGUCUUUAAUUUCUGUGCUAUUCCUCAGGUGAUGGCGAUAGCGACAUUAUCGACGUGCUACAACAAUCCCAUGGUGUUCCAGGGAGUCGUGAAGAUCAGAAAGGGUCAGGCGGUCACACUCAUGAUGGAAGCCACUAACAUGAGAGCGGUGCAGACCAUCAUCACCCAGUACAGUCAGGAGAUUUUACAGAAAGUGUCCCUCACUGACCCGUCGCGGGAUAAGACGCUGCACAUUCUGGCUGUAAUCCGAGAGAAGUCAGCCUGGUCACAGUCUAGCCUCCCCCCCAGGACCCUCCACCUGACACCUAUGUAUUUGUCCGCCGCCAUGCUGCUGGCCGCUCUCAGCUGGCAGUACCUCAGUACGACAGCCGCUCAGGCUCAGGGAACAGGAGACAUGCAAGGACAAUGAGACCCUCACAGACUGAGAAAACCAUCUGCGCUCUCGCCACUCUGGAUCUCCUCUGACUGUGGAAAAUACGCACUUGUCCCCCACUCUGCCCUCCAUUUUAUGGCCGUUCCAGGACCUUGGACUCCAGGCUGUGGAGGGUUACUGCUGGCAGACUCAUUAGUUGGAUUCAUAGUUAUUUGUGGUAGUCCAUCCUGUAUCUGGAUAAAUUAUUUACACACAGUGUUGUGUGGUUAUAUUCACCAGCAGAAAUAGCACAUUGAAAGAAUUCAGGGCCGUUUGUUUGAUGAUGUUUUUCUUUUUGUUUUUUGGUUACCCUUAAUCGGAAUUUGAUUGGUUUUGUUUAAGAAUUUCAAGAAAAGAGAAUAUAUUACAUUGUUAGCGUUAAUUUUGUCAUUUAAAGCAGGCUGAUGGAUCACAAUGCUGUACAUGACACUGUCCACUUCAGGAUAUUUGGUGACACAGUAAAUUACUUUUUUUCAUGUUAACUCAAACACAAUAACACGAUAAACAUUUUCACAAAAGAAUUGUUAGAGGAGCACUUUACAGCAUUCUAUGUGAUGUGGAUGGAUUUGUUCAUGUAUCGAGCCCACUUUAAAAUUGGAACAGAACUGUGCAAUUCAGGUGUAAUUUUAAUUAACACUGUCUCUGACAUCUGUAAGGGAGUACAAACAUAUUCAGCAAAUGUAAUUCUGAUAAAUUUAAUAUCAGAAAGGUGUGUGUAUGUGUGUGUGUGUGUGUGUGUAUGAAGACUAGCUAAGUGUCCUUAACACACCUUUGGUGAGUAGAAAGGCUAGCUCAGAGUAACCUUGUACAGAACCAAAGAAGAGCUACGAACAUUGCUAUGUAAUGUGACAUAAUGAUUUGUACAUAUUUGGGAAAAUAAAGAGCUGAAGAGAUCUGAA